Messenger RNA from Spea bombifrons (plains spadefoot toad), 3398 nucleotides. RefSeq names its product adaptor related protein complex 2 subunit alpha 1 (gene AP2A1). The record is from RefSeq and is a predicted model, not a curated record. NCBI's taxonomy places the organism in Eukaryota, Metazoa, Chordata, Amphibia, Anura, Pelobatidae. The transcript has 24 exons. Gene Ontology annotation, molecular function: clathrin-cargo adaptor activity. Gene Ontology annotation, cellular component: AP-2 adaptor complex; membrane coat. The coding region runs from base 250 to 3180 and encodes 976 amino acids. Gene Ontology annotation, biological process: clathrin-dependent endocytosis; intracellular protein transport.
AGGGUGGCAGCGGCGCUCGCGGCGGAUUUCCUGCUGCUCUCCGGGUCCCUUCCCUGCUGCAGGCUUGAGUCCUCGUACCGUAUUUUCACCCAUUCUAUCGCUGGCCGCGGGGUGUCGCGCUUCCGCUGUUCCCCACCGGUAUUUUUUGGACCCUGUCACGUUUGCCCUCCCUAUCCUCUUUUUGCCCCCCUAGCCAGAAGUAGUGCCCCCGCCCAGGCUGCUGCACGGUGAGCGCACUCAGCAGGGAAGAUGCCGGCGGUGUCCAAAGGUGACGGGAUGCGGGGACUGGCCGUGUUCAUCUCCGACAUCAGGAACUGUAAAAGUAAAGAAGCUGAAAUUAAGAGAAUCAACAAGGAGUUGGCCAACAUACGGUCCAAGUUUAAGGGAGACAAAGCCCUGGACGGAUACAGUAAAAAGAAGUAUGUCUGCAAGCUCCUCUUCAUCUUCCUCCUGGGCCACGACAUCGACUUCGGACACAUGGAAGCCGUGAACUUACUGAGUUCCAACAAGUACACGGAGAAGCAGAUCGGCUACCUCUUCAUAUCCGUGCUGGUGAACUCCAACAGCGAACUCAUUCGCCUCAUCAACAACGCUAUCAAAAACGACCUGGCGAGCCGGAACCCGACCUUCAUGUGUCUGGCGCUGCACUGUAUCGCCAACGUGGGCAGCCGAGAAAUGGCCGAGGCCUUCGCGUCCGAGAUCCCGAGGAUACUAGUCGCCGGAGACACCAUGGACAGCGUGAAGCAGAGCGCCGCUCUCUGCCUGCUCCGACUCUACAAGACGUCCCCUGAUCUGGUGCCGAUGGGGGAAUGGACGUCCCGCGUGGUUCAUCUGCUUAACGAUCAGCACAUGGGAGUGGUGACGGCCGCUGUCAGUCUCAUCACCUGCCUCUGCAGGAAGAACCCCGAUGACUUCAAGACCUGCGUGUCGCUGGCGGUCUCCAGGCUGAGCCGGAUUGUCUCAUCAGCUUCCACAGACCUGCAGGAUUACACGUAUUAUUUCGUCCCCGCUCCUUGGCUCUCUGUGAAGCUUCUUCGUCUGCUCCAGUGCUACCCCCCUCCAGAGGACGCUGCUGUGAAGGGCCGGCUAGUCGAAUGUCUGGAGACCAUCUUAAACAAAGCCCAGGAGCCCCCGAAAUCAAAGAAGGUCCAACAUUCCAACGCUAAGAAUGCUAUUCUUUUUGAAGCGAUCAGCCUGAUUAUCCACUAUGACAGCGAACCGAACCUGCUGGUCAGAGCCUGCAACCAGCUCGGCCAGUUCCUGCAGCACCGCGAGACCAACCUGCGCUACCUGGCCCUGGAGAGCAUGUGCACGCUGGCCAGCUCCGAAUUCUCCCACGAGGCCGUGAAGACGCACAUUGAGACCGUCAUCAAUGCCCUAAAGACGGAGCGAGACGUCAGCGUGAGGCAGCGGGCCGCGGAUCUCCUUUACGCCAUGUGCGACCGGACCAACGCCAAGCAGAUCGUCUCGGAAAUGCUCAGCUACCUGGAAACGGCCGACUAUUCCAUACGAGAGGAGAUGGUUCUGAAAGUCGCCAUCUUGGCCGAGAAAUACGCCGUGGACUACAGCUGGUACGUAGACACCAUUCUGAAUCUGAUCCGCAUUGCCGGGGACUACGUAAGCGAAGAAGUCUGGUACCGGGUGAUCCAGAUCGUCAUCAACCGGGACGAUGUACAAGGUUACGCCGCGAAAACGGUCUUUGAGGCUUUGCAGGCCCCUGCGUGCCACGAAAACAUGGUGAAGGUGGGGGGCUACAUUUUGGGCGAGUUCGGCAACCUUAUCGCAGGAGACCCCAGGUCAAGCCCCUUGGUACAGUUCAACCUGCUUCAUUCCAAGUUCCAUUUGUGCAGCGUGUCCACCAGGGCGCUCCUCCUCUCGACCUACAUCAAGUUCAUUAACCUCUUUCCCGAGACCAAGACGACCAUCCAAGACGUUCUCCGCUCCGACAGCCAGAUCAGGAACGCGGACGUCGAGCUGCAGCAGAGGGCGGUGGAAUACCUGAAGCUCAGCUCCAUCGCCAGCACGGAUGUCCUGGCUACGGUCCUGGAGGAGAUGCCUCCGUUCCCUGAGCGCGAGUCCUCCAUCCUGGCCAAGUUGAAGAAGAAGAAGGGACCGGGGGCGGUCAGCGAGCUCGACGACACAAAGAAAGAUCAGAACGCUGAAGUCAACGGAGGGGUUGAGCCUACAGCCAGCUCCGCGUCCACACCUUCGCCGUCGGCGGACCUCCUCGGCCUGCGAAGCGCCCCCGUGACCGCGUCCGCCGCGCCCGGUUCCACUAACCUGCUGGUUGAUGUAUUUGACACCCCGCCUGCUUCCGUGUCUGUAGCCCCCGGUGCCGAGGAUCACUUCCUAAGCGACUUGGACCCGCCCCCUGAGAGUCCUGCUUCUCUAUUGGCCGAUGCAGCCCAGCCUUCAGAUUCUGGUUCCGCUGUCUCUGAGGAUCCUGCUUUGCCGAUCGCCGAGGCCGACGAACUCCUAAACAAGUUCGUCUGCAAGAACAACGGAGUCCUGUUUGAGAAUCAGCUUUUACAAAUCGGCGUCAAGUCAGAAUUCCGCCAGAACUUGGGACGGAUGUACUUGUUUUAUGGAAACAAAACGUCGGUGCAGUUCCAGAGCUUUACCCCGACUGUCUCCUGUCCGGAGGAUCUGCAGAAUCAGCUCAACAUCCAGACAAAGCCCGUCACUCCGGUCAUAGAAGGAGGUGCUCAGGUCCAGCAAAUGCUGAACAUUGAAUGCUUGGCCGACUUUGACGACUCCCCUCUCAUCAACAUUAAGUUCAGGUACGGAGGGACGUUACAAAAUAUCACCCUGAAGCUGCCCAUCACCAUGAACAAGUUCUUCCAGGCCACCGAGAUGCCGUCGCAGGACUUCUUCCAGCGCUGGAAGCAGCUCAGUCUCCCCCAGCAAGAGGCACAGAAGAUCUUCAAAGCCAACCACCCCAUGGACUCUGAAGUGACGAAAGCUAAGCUGCUGGGCUUCGGCUCGGCCCUGCUAGACAAGGUGGAUCCCAACCCAGAUAAUUAUGUCGGAGCCGGGAUCAUCCAGACCAAGUCUGUCCAAGUGGGCUGCCUGUUGCGCCUAGAACCAAACAUCCAAGCUCAGAUGUACCGGCUCACCCUGAGAACCAGCAAGGAAGCCGUUUCCAAACACUUGUGCGAGUUGUUAUCGAUGCAGUUUUAAGCCAACGAGGACGCGUCCGCCGACGGCAGGGAAGCAGCAAAAACACUAAACGGAGGGUUCAGCGUGCGUCGGGCAAACAUGCGCCUGCGUGUGUGAUGGGGUCCUGCAGAUCGUCUUAUUGUGUGUGAGUGUGAGUGUGAGUCUGUGUACGUGUUCACUAAAGACCGUGAGACUUUUUGGAAGAGACGGCAAACUAUUAAUAUUCUUAUCUUUUAAAA